Molecule: messenger RNA, 1465 nt
Organism: Erigeron canadensis
Lineage: Eukaryota; Viridiplantae; Streptophyta; Magnoliopsida; Asterales; Asteraceae
Product: probable aspartic proteinase GIP2
Exons: 1
Coding region: 1-1344 (447 amino acids)
Biological process (GO): proteolysis
Molecular function (GO): aspartic-type endopeptidase activity
Source: RefSeq, a predicted model, not a curated record
AUGGCAUGCUCUCAAACUCUCUCAAGUCUCUUUAUCUUUUCUUUUAUAACAAUCUGUUAUGCUGCUUUAGAUCCAUUCAAACUAUCAAAGCCUAAUGCCAUUCAUUUUCCCAUAAGAAAAAACCAAACCACUCUUCAAUACUACACCACAUAUGAGUCUGGUAACCCUCAAUCACGUACCACGAUCGAUGCGUUAAUCGAUCUUGGGGCACAGUCUGUUUGGUUUGAAUGUACGUCUUACGUCUCAUCAACGUAUAAACGAGCAUCUUGUGGCUCAAACAGAUGCAAAAAGGCCAAAGGGACUGGCUGUAUAGGGUGCGACUCGGCUCCUAGACCAGGCUGCUCUAAUAACACUUGUGCUGUCUAUGGUUAUAACCCUUUUACCGAAUAUUUAACAGCUCAAGAGCUUGGUGAAGAUACAAUGAGGGUAACAUCCACUGAUGGCCAGUCUAUUCUGCUUAACUAUGAUAUACCGAAGUUCCAAUUUUCGUGUGCUGAUCCUGACAUUGUAGAAGGCUUACCUGGUGACCAUACUAAAGGGUUGGUUGGGCUUGCAAGAACCGAUGUUUCCUUACCUUUACAAAUUUCAUCUUCACUCAAAUUGGCUCAAAAAUUUGCUCUUUGUUUACCCUCAUCAUCAGAUAAUGGACUAGGUGACAUAUUUAUUGGCGGAGGGCCAUAUUAUAUGCCUCCUAGUACGGAAGAUCAAUCUUUGUCAUUUAUUAGUACUCCACUCGUUAUCAAUCCAGUCAGUACUGCACCGAUGUAUAAUGAAGGAGAUGCUUCAGAUGAGUAUUUCAUCAAUGUUAAAGCCAUUGAGAUUAGUGGUAAACCUAUAGCACUUAAUUCAUCAUUAUUGUCUUUCGAUAAAAAUGGUUUUGGGGGAACCAAGAUUAGUACAAUAGUACCUUAUACUGCUUUGCACUCGACGAUUUACAAGAGUCUAGUAAAAGAUUUCAUUAAGGCAGCAACAAAGAAUAAUAUCAAAAGGGUGACUUCUGUUGCACCAUUUGGAGCGUGCUUUGAUUCAAAGACCGCUCCUAAAACAAUAACUGGACCAGCGGUUCCAGAUAUUGACCUAAUUUUAGAAGGGAAUACAACAAGGUUCAGAAUCUAUGGUUCAAACUCAAUGGUGGAAGCUCAAAAGAAUGUAAUAUGCCUAGCGUUUAUUGAUGGAGGAGCUGAACCAAGAACGUCAAUCGUCUUAGGAGGGCAUCAGUUGGAGAAUCGCAUACUAGAGUUCGAUGUAGGUGCAUCAAUGUUGGGAAUUACAUCCUCCCUCCUGGUGUGGAACACAAGUUGUUCUCAUUAUAGGUCAUCAUAUUUAAAACCUCAAGUAAUUUAAGAUUUGGUCUUCAUUUAUUUACAAUAUAUGUUUUGAAUCCGACAUUCUCUGUGUGUUUUUCCAAAUUUACAUUGUAUCAUGUUGUAAACGUUAAAUUCUAAGUGUCAUGGGUUAUUCAAAA